Molecule: messenger RNA, 1066 nt
Organism: Poecilia latipinna (sailfin molly)
Lineage: Eukaryota; Metazoa; Chordata; Actinopteri; Cyprinodontiformes; Poeciliidae
Exons: 6
Coding region: 56-1066 (336 amino acids)
Biological process (GO): T cell activation; interleukin-15-mediated signaling pathway; positive regulation of ERK1 and ERK2 cascade
Cellular component (GO): membrane raft; external side of plasma membrane
Molecular function (GO): protein tyrosine kinase binding; MHC class II protein binding
Source: RefSeq, a predicted model, not a curated record
UUUUUAAGGUGAUCUGAAAAGAACAAAGUUCAGACGUGGGACAGAGAGUGAAGUCAUGAUGAGGAGGAAACGCCUCCCAAACCACAGACCCUCAUAUUUCACCUCUUACCUCUUUAGACUCUCAGUCGUUUCUGAUUGUCUGCAAGAGACACAGAGAGGAGCAAUGAUCACUGCUAGAGAGACACAAACAUCUUUAUUUCUAACGCUGAUGCUUUACUUAACAGCAGCAGCUGGACAGGUUCAGUACUCAGCAGUCAGAGUUGGUGAUGGAGUCACUUUGCCUUGUGGUUAUUUGAUCUAUAGUAGUGAUCACUGUGACGGCAUCAUCUGGAUGUUCAUUAAUAAUAGAAGAUCAUCAAUACUGUUUGAAAAAGGACAGAUACGUGAAGCUGCAGCAGCAAAAUCAGACAGACUGAGAUUUGCAUCAGACUGUUCUCUGGUGAUGAAGAACGUCUCUGUGGAGGAUGCUGGUCAGUACACCUGUAGACGGUUUAUAAACGGACAGCAAGGACCAGACUUUUACGUUGUUCUGGCUGUUGUUCACAUGGUUAAACAGAAGCAGAAAGAUAAACUCAUCCUAACCUGCUCUGUGACGGACAUUAAACGCUGCAGACACACAGUGAAGUGGCUGAAUGAGGGUGGAGAGGAAAUGUUGUCAGACAUGGAGGAACCAGAUCAGUCCUGCUCUGAUACUGUGACGAUUCCAGCAUCUGACAGGAACUGGAAGGUAAAGUCUGAAGUGUUAAAGUGUAAAGUUACAAAUACUUUCACUAACAAACAGCAGCUGUUUGACUUCAGGAUUCAGUCCUCUGGUGGAAAAACAGCAAAGACGACGACCACCACAAAACCACCAAGAACAACAUCAACACGAAAGUCAACAAAGAUGACGACAACAAAAUUACCUGCAACUUUAUCAACAACAGCAACAACUAUGGCAAUAAAUUCAUCUACAAUCAACAAUUUCUCCAAAACUCCAGGUUGGUCUAUGGUUUAUAUAACUGGUCCAGCAGUGAUCGUAGUAAUUAUUCUGGUGAUCGUUGGAUGGAAGAAAACCAGAGGAUUUUAA